Tripterygium wilfordii is the source of this 1336-nucleotide messenger RNA. Its product is annotated as vesicle-associated protein 4-2-like. The record is from RefSeq and is a predicted model, not a curated record. Bases 250 to 1032 code for a protein of 260 amino acids. Gene Ontology annotation, biological process: endoplasmic reticulum membrane organization. Lineage: Eukaryota; Viridiplantae; Streptophyta; Magnoliopsida; Celastrales; Celastraceae. The transcript is spliced from 7 exons. Gene Ontology annotation, cellular component: plasma membrane; endoplasmic reticulum membrane.
UCAUUAGUAAAGGCACGGACGUGAACCGGAUAACACGAGUUCAAUUAAAUACUUGCCGUUAAAUCCGACUCGACUCAGACUCCGGAAUCGGAUGUCACCGGCAACUUGACCUCUCCUGUUGUGAGAAGUUGGAGUCGCUGUGUACUGUAAACACUGGAAACAAAGCGUGUCAAAAACGGCAGGCUUUAUCGACGAAGCAACUUCAUUUAAGGCUCCGAAUAAUUGUUGUAAUCGUCGGGAGAAGAAGAGAUGGCGAUAGCUGACCAGAAGUCACCGUCCGAUGGUAAAAUCUGGGGCUUCUUUAAGCUGCCGUUUCGAGGAAACAGUACAAACACGACGUCGUCUUCUUCCUCUUCGAUGCAUCAUCAGCAUAAUCAGAGUAACUCACUAGUUGAAGGAUCGAAUGGUCAUGGCUCUAGCUCGGUGUCUUCAGUCGCGAGAUCAAUUUUGCCUACCAGACGUCGGCUUAAGCUUGAUCCGACCAAUAAACUCUACUUUCCAUACGAACCUGGCAAGCAGGCCAGGAGUGCCAUCAGGAUAAAGAACACAAGCAAGUCCCAUACAGCUUUCAAGUUCCAAACAACUCAACCAAAAAGCUGUUUCAUGCGUCCUCCAGGGGCUAUUCUUGCUCCCGGUGAGAGUAUCGUUGCAACUGUUUUCAAGUUUGUUGAGCAUCCAGAAAACAAUGAGAAACCAAUGGAUCAGAAGAGCAGGGUCAAGUUUAAAAUCAUGAGUCUAAAGGUGAAAGGACCAAUGGAUUAUGUACCUGAGCUGUUUGAUGAGCAGAAGGAUAACGUUUCAAUUGAGCAAAUACUGCGGGUCGUGUUUCUCGACUCAGAGCGUCCAAGUCCUGCUCUGGAAAAGUUGAAGCGCCAACUUGCUGAGGCUGAUGCUGCAGUUGAGGAACGCAAGAAACCUCCAGAAGAUACCGGUCCAAAGAUUAUCGGGGAAGGACUUGUUAUAGAUGAAUGGAAAGAGCGAAGGGAAAGAUAUCUUGCUCGACAACAGGUUGAAGGAGUUGACUCUGUCUAAAGAGGAUGUGUUUUCUCGAGACUGCCCAUUUGUAAUUGAAAUUUACAUACCAUUGAGUGAGGCCUUCUAGUCUAUAGAUAUUAUGUGAAGGAUGCUGUAUUCAGUGAAUCAACGUUCUGUCGCUUCUGUAUAAAAUCGGUGAAAUAUGAGACCACCUGGUUGUAAAAUAUGUAAUUUUGUUCCUCCUCUUCCUUCAAGAGAAAGGGGAAGGAAAAAAAACCCUUCUGGCUCUGGAUGUUUAUGUGGUAAUUGACCAGUUAAGUCUUAUGGGAUGUCCCUAUUGGAUCGACUUGCAUUGAAAUAU